AUGAGAGUGUCUGCCGUCAUCUGUACUCUGACCACUGCUGGCUUUGUCGCGGCUUUACCAGUCGCUCCUGGUGUCAACCGUGAUGCAACUCGGGAUUCGCUUUUGCCAAGGGGAAUAGACUCUCAGAAUUCGGCUAACCCAAAUAGCCUUCACUCUCUGGGUUCCGCCGUUCCGGGAAACAUCCAUGCUCGGAAUAGCCCCCCGAAAACUGAUCCCAAGAAGUGGAAAAGCGAUCACAAACACGACACCGAUGAUGAAGACGAUACCGACAGAGAGCACGACACCGAUGGUGAAGACGAUACCGACGGAGAGUACGACACCGAUGACGAAGACGAUGCUGAUCGCAAGGGCCAUCGCGGCAGUGAGCCCCACGGGAACGAACGCAAUGACAAGAGGAAUAAUGACAAAAACCAGCACGGAAAGGGCAAUGACAAUGGCAACAAUCACCACCGUAACGGCAACGAAAAUGGCCACGGUAAUGGAAAUGGAAAUGGAGAUGGACACCAUGACGAGAGGGACAAUGACAACGCCCAUCAUGGAAGAGACAACGGCAACGGCAAUGUAAAUGGCAACGGUCACGGCAAUGGAGGUAACUAA
Molecule: messenger RNA, 597 nt
Organism: Aspergillus chevalieri
Lineage: Eukaryota; Fungi; Ascomycota; Eurotiomycetes; Eurotiales; Aspergillaceae
Exons: 2
Coding region: 1-597 (198 amino acids)
Source: RefSeq, a predicted model, not a curated record